This is a messenger RNA of Durio zibethinus, 1228 nucleotides long. Its product is annotated as ran-binding protein 1 homolog b-like. The record is from RefSeq and is a predicted model, not a curated record. Gene Ontology annotation, cellular component: nuclear pore; cytoplasm. Gene Ontology annotation, molecular function: GTPase activator activity. Gene Ontology annotation, biological process: nucleocytoplasmic transport. Lineage: Eukaryota; Viridiplantae; Streptophyta; Magnoliopsida; Malvales; Malvaceae.
GUACAAAAAAAAAAAAAAAAGGAAGAAAGAAAAUCCCUCUGACCUUUCUCAUAGGUGCUACUGGUUUCAAAUCACUUAGCUCUCUCUUUUCACUCUUGAUUUUUUCUCUUAAGCGUAGGCAUCAGUGGCAACAAUGGCUAGUUCUGCUAAAGCCGAUCCAGAGGAGCACAACAGAGAAGAUGAAGAGAACGCUCCCGCUGCCGACGAUGAAGACACUGGCGCUCAAGUCGCUCCUAUCAUCAAGCUCGAGGAAGUCGCUGUCAGUACUGGUGAAGAAGACGAGGAUCCGAUGCUUGAUCUGAAGGCAAAGCUGUAUCGAUUCGAUAAGGAAGGGAAUCAGUGGAAAGAGAGAGGGGUUGGAAAUGUGAAACUUUUGAAGCACAAAGUUAGUGGCAAAGUUCGACUGGUUAUGCGCCAAUCUAAAACUCUCAAGAUCUGUGCAAAUCAUUUUGUUCUUCCAACAAUGACUGUGCAAGAACAUGCUGGAAAUGAUAAAUCAUGCGUUUGGCACGCAACUGAUUUCGCUGAUGGAGAAUUGAAAGAAGAGAUGUUCUGCAUUAGAUUUGCUUCUGUUGAGAAUUGCAAGUCCUUCAUGGAGAUGGUUCAAGAGGUCGCUGAAAGUCGGGGAAAGAAAGAGGAAAACAAAGAUGCCACAGUUACUGCUGAUCUCCUUGAGAAGUUGAGUGUCGGAGAAAGUAAAAGUGACGGGAAAGACCAAGAAGAAAAGGCUGCUGCCUCCAAGGACAAGGAAGCCGUGGAAGAUAAAUCAGAGACAGAGGAAGGCACGAAAGAUGAGCCUGCUUCAAAAGCAUAGACCUGAAAGAGCAACCAUACCUGAAAGAAGAUUUCGAGUGGUUAGGAGACUGAUAUUUUUCUCCCAGGUUUCAGAGGUUAAUAUUUGCGAACAAUCAAACAAUGUUGGAACCUGUGGAUGGUAUGGGACUAUUUGUUUAUUUGUCUGCAUGGGGUUGUAAUUUGGUUUGGAGGGAUAAGCAAUGUUUUAAUGAAGUCUGUUUUCUAGCGGAUUUGGUGGUGUGAUACUUUGUUUCAGCUAUUGAAAUUUAGGUGACACAUGCAUCUAAGAUACCAGAUGCUGGUACGGUUAGUUUACUAGUUUAUCCUGAAGGUGCAUUUAAUCACAAUUUGACAACGUCAAUGUAGAGAUAUGCAGCUCGGAAAUUAUGGAGAUCUUCAAUUCAAAUAAUAACGGAGAUGGAGUUUUUCCUUU